Messenger RNA from Guyanagaster necrorhizus, 1044 nucleotides. Its product is annotated as electron transfer flavoprotein alpha subunit. Gene Ontology annotation, molecular function: electron transfer activity; flavin adenine dinucleotide binding. Gene Ontology annotation, cellular component: mitochondrion. Gene Ontology annotation, biological process: fatty acid beta-oxidation using acyl-CoA dehydrogenase. Lineage: Eukaryota; Fungi; Basidiomycota; Agaricomycetes; Agaricales; Physalacriaceae. Bases 1 to 1044 code for a protein of 347 amino acids. The transcript has 3 exons. The record is from RefSeq and is a predicted model, not a curated record.
AUGUUGCGACUCGGAGCCGUGCGCUGUGCAUGUCGCCCUCUGGUCCGUGCAUACGCAACGCCAGCUUCGCCGCAUGCCCUUGUUUUGCUUGAGCAUCGUGCAGGCGUCCUAGAUUCGGGCUCUCUAUCUGCCCUCACCGCCGCGACCCACUUGGGUGGUCAAGUUACUGGUCUCAUCAUAUCGGGUCCAGAAGGAGCGUCCGUGGUGGACAAGGCAAAAAAACUCAAAGGUCUGACAGGGCUGCUGCACUCGACAUCCGAGCUCUAUUCAGCACCAGUACCAGAGGCAGUCUCGCCUCUUCUCACCGCAGUCCUAGGAAGCACACCAUACACUCAUGUCGUCUCAGCAACGUCGUCCUUUGCCAAGUCAUUGCUGCCCCGCGUAGCCGCUCAGCUCGAUGUUCCUGCAGUUUCCGAUAUCACUUCCCUUGAGCACGACGCUGCCUCAAACAACACCACCUUUACCCGUCCCAUCUACGCCGGAAAUGCCAUUGCCACAGUCAAGGCAUCUUCGUCAAUACCCAUCAAGUUCUUUACCGUCAGAGGGACUUCUUUUAUCGCAGCCCCGUCCGACGACAACGCAAGCGUUGACGUCCAAGAAGUGGACCCCAUAGUUGUUUCAGACUCACCCACUGAGCACGUCAAAACCUCCCUGACCAAGUCCGAUCGUCCAGACCUUGGUGUCGCGAGUCGAGUCGUUUCUGGCGGACGUCCUUUGAAGAACGCUGAAACAUUCCAGGCCACGCUUUAUCCGUUAGCUGACGUUUUGGGUGCUGCUGUCGGUGCUUCACGCGCCGCUGUUGAUGCGGGUUACGCAGACAACUCGUUGCAGGUGGGCCAGACAGGCAAGGUUGUCGCGCCGAAGCUUUACAUGGCGUUCGGGAUCUCUGGUGCUAUUCAACACUUGGCCGGAAUGAAGGACUCAAAACUUAUUGUAGCCGUGAACAAAGACCCCGAUGCGCCGAUUUUCCAGGUUGCUGACGUCGGACUUGUGGCCGAUUUGUACGAAGUGAUACCUCAAUUAGUCGAGAAGCUGAAGCAGUAA